UUCGGGACAUACUGAGAGAAAUAAUAUGGGCCGGUGCCCGCCUGUGAGUUAUGGUCUGUAGCGCUGAGAUGGAGGGGCAACAUACGCGGGAUGGGGAUGAUGGCCAACCACCACUGUCCCUUCUCCAUGAAUUUUGGAGGAGGAGGAGACCAGUCGUUCUUGCCUCUCGGUCCCCAUCUCACCGAUAAUUGUAUCGUUCGCUCUUUCCUACAUCAUACCUUGCUUUGCCUCAAUUCACCCUUUGCUGCCUCAUCCAGGACAACACACGACACGAUUAGGACCCGCAUUAAAGUUAGUGCCAGUGUGCCAUUGUCAAGGUCCAGACGCAUUUUCUCCAGCUUCACCACCUCAAUAAACACCGCUGCCUCCAGUUACUUCCUGUCGUCGUCGAAGCCUCAACAUUCCUCUCACUACAUCCAAAAUGGCCGAAUCUGAGGAGCAGAAGCUGGUCCUGCCCAUCAUUGAUUCUCACAUUCAUCUUUUCCGUGAGGCCGACCUGCCCAACCACAACUGGUACGACCCCUCCAAGCCCAUCGUCUCAGGGGCGCGCUUCCUACCCGAGUUCAAAGAGGCCGCCAAAUCCGCGCCUUCACUGCUCGGCUUUGUGUUUGUCGAGGUCGACGUCAAGCAUGACCUGGACGCCGGUGAGGAGGGCUGGAAACUGCCGCUGGAGGAGGUCGCCACGCUCAGCCGGGUGGCGCUCGGUGAGCCGAGUGAGGAGGACAUUGGCGUGGACAAGGACGACGCCAAGCUGUGCCUGGGCAUCGUCCCCUGGGCGCCUAUGCCUUUGGGCGCCGAGGUCCUGGAGAAAUACAUUGCCAAGGUCCAGGAGACGGCCGGUGAGGCGUGGCCCAAGGUGAAGGGAUUCAGGUACCUCGUGCAAGACAAGCCCCACGGGACAAUGGUGCAGGACAAGUUCAUCGAGAGUCUGAAACUGCUCGGUCGAAAAGGCCUGGUAUUCGAGGUGGGCGUCGACCACCACCGGCGGGGGCGGCAGCAACUAGAUGAAUUGCUCGUCAUGAUUGAAAAGGCCCACGAUGGCGUGCCAGAGGAAGAGAGAGUCACCUUCAUCUUGAACCACCUCUGCAAACCAGACUUGUCCAUCUACAAUAUCACAUCGGACCCUGCUUUCCACGCCUGGCGCACCGCCAUCUACACCCUCUCCACCUGCAGCAAGACGUACAUGAAGCUCUCGGGGGCCUUCAACGAGAUGCCCGCUAGCCUCCAGACGGCGUCGGCGUCGCACAUCUUCCAGUCCACGCUGGGUUGGCUAGGCAUCAUCCUGGCCACGUUCGGCGCGGACAAGAUCAUGUUUGGCAGUGACUGGCCCGUGUGCACGUACAACGAGGUGGGCGACGAUGCAUGGGCGAAAUGGCGUGAUGUUGUGGAGAAGAUGUGCUGGAUGGCGUCCUUGUCAGAUGAGGACCGGGCCAUGAUUUUUGGUGGUACGGCGAAGAAGGCUUACGGGCUGUGAUAUCAACGGAGUGGAAGAAACGUGCCUCAUGUUUGAGAUAUCUCAUCGCUGUCGGGGACAGGCGUAGAAGUACAAAGUCAUCGUGAUUCAUUA
This is a messenger RNA of Emericellopsis atlantica, 1567 nucleotides long. Its product is annotated as amidohydrolase family protein. NCBI's taxonomy places the organism in Eukaryota, Fungi, Ascomycota, Sordariomycetes, Hypocreales, Bionectriaceae. Bases 422 to 1474 code for a protein of 350 amino acids. The transcript is spliced from 2 exons. Gene Ontology annotation, molecular function: hydrolase activity. The record is from RefSeq and is a predicted model, not a curated record.